Messenger RNA from Gopherus evgoodei (Goodes thornscrub tortoise), 2775 nucleotides. It is a transcript of the gene BARHL1, whose product is annotated as BarH like homeobox 1. The transcript has 4 exons. Gene Ontology annotation, molecular function: RNA polymerase II transcription regulatory region sequence-specific DNA binding; DNA-binding transcription factor activity, RNA polymerase II-specific. Bases 476 to 1450 code for a protein of 324 amino acids. Gene Ontology annotation, biological process: regulation of transcription by RNA polymerase II. Gene Ontology annotation, cellular component: nucleus. The record is from RefSeq and is a predicted model, not a curated record. Lineage: Eukaryota; Metazoa; Chordata; Testudines; Testudinidae.
UAGUUCAUUUUUUUAAAGGGGAACGUGUCACCAGCGGAGCCGGCGGGUCCAGCCUGCCGGUGCCUCUGUCCAAGGUACUUGAAACCGAGCCGCGCUCAGACCGCCCCGUCCGUCUGCAGGAGGGCGACCCAACCGCUUCGACACCAUGGGUGCAGCCGCUCCCAGCCGCGCAGCCAGGCGCUUUCAGAGGUGCUGAAAUCUCCAUCCAGCCUUGCGUCGUUGGACUAGCCUGAUUAUUGAUCUCCAAAGCAGGAUCCGGCCGAGCUGGCUGGGAUGCUGAAGCAGGAGGGCUGAGCCUUGGAUUUAAUGCACGGCGCCCCCGGGGAUUGUUGCCCAACCGGCUCCCUGGAUCCCAGGCUGAACUUUGCCUUGUCUCAGCCCCACUCUGCCCCGCCAGGUCCGGACUGCCGGCCCAUGUCCACCUGAAAGGUGCCGGGUGUGAGCGAACGGCUGGGGCUGGGGGACGAACCUGGCCAUGGAAGGCUCCAACGGCUUUGGGAUCGACUCCAUCCUGUCCCACCGAGCGGGGAGCCCGGCGGUGCCCAAAGGAGACCCUCUGAUGGGGGAUUGCAGGUCCCCCCUGGAACUAAGUCCCGGCUCCGAAGUCAGCAGCGGCUGCCCGUCUCCCCAUUCGCCCGGGAAGGACUGCCUGGAGGCGGUGGCCCCCCGGCAAGGGGUGGCCGUGGGUUUGGAAUCUCACCUCCAGCCGGGGCAGGGCUCGGCUCCUUCCCAAUCCAGAACAGUGACCUCGUCUUUCCUAAUCAGGGACAUCCUAGCCGAUUGCAAGCCCCUGGCAGCCUGCGCGCCUUACUCCAGCACCAAUGGACAGAGCGGCCAGGAGCCGGCGGGGCGAAUCCCUGCCAAACCCGGGGAGGACUUUCGAGAGAAAAUGGACAAAAGUAGCAGCAACGCCUCGUCCGACUCGGAGUACAAAGUGAAAGAAGGGGACCGAGAAAUCUCCAGCUCCAGAGACAGCCCACCGGUGAGGCUGAAAAAGCCCCGCAAAGCCCGCACCGCCUUCACCGAUCACCAGCUGGCGCAGCUGGAGCGGAGCUUUGAGAGGCAGAAAUAUCUGAGCGUGCAGGACAGGAUGGAGCUGGCGGCCUCCCUCAACCUCACUGACACCCAAGUGAAAACGUGGUACCAGAACAGGAGGACCAAGUGGAAGAGGCAGACAGCGGUGGGACUGGAGCUACUGGCAGAAGCUGGAAAUUAUUCGGCCCUCCAGCGAAUGUUCCCAUCUCCCUAUUUCUACCCGCAGAGCUUGGUCUCCAACCUGGAUCCGGGAGCGGCCCUCUAUCUGUACCGGGGCCCCAGCGCCCCUCCCCCGGCUUUGCAGAGACCUUUGGUACCCAGGAUCCUCAUUCACGGACUGCAGGGGGGUAGCGAGCCGCCCCCACCUUUGCCCCCCCUGGCAGGCGUCCUUCCGCGAGCGGCUCAACCGCGGUGAAAAGCCGACUCCGCAGCAAAGCCAGCUGCCAAGGAAGCCAAGAGGCCCCCUCUGCUCCCUUGCGUAGACCGUCCUGACCAUCAGAAACUGUACACCGAGCUGGGGGGGUGGGGGGAGGCGGGCCAGAUCCUUGGCACUUCAGCCCCCGCCUCGCCACCACACAAAACCAUCGUUCACCCUAAAGGAGCAAGAGAAACUUGGAAAGGAAAAACUCAUCAAACGAAAACCUCGCGCGCUCUCAUCUUGCGCUGAAACCUUGCGCGCCCUUGCUUUCAUCUUGCGCUAAAAUCCUGCGUGCGCGCUCUUUCGCUGCGCUUAGUGGUCAGCGCUCCCUAACCGGGAAGGGGGUGAGAGCUCGCCUUCCUCGCGGCGCAGAAAGGGAACCCAACAAACAACAAUUCAAACUUCAGGGAAAGCAUCUGUUCAAAACCAGGGGAGGAGGACCAGGGAUGUGGGGGGUCGGGACACUAAUAGACAAGCGUGUGAUCGCCCGGACACAGAGCCUGUUCGCGCCCUUCCCCAAUGCAGAAUAUCCUCCGCCUUAAAAACGCUGGGCAGAAUGAAACCGCCCCGCGGGGUAUAAUUCCCACGCGCGCGCACACAGUUUUUUCGGCCUUUUAAAAAAUCUUUUUGCCCACUGAGGCCUUUCUGCCCCCUCCCCCGCGAUCUAGCACUAAAGUUUGCCACACACACACAAAGGAGACUUCGGGUCAGAGGCUACACAGAGAUCGAAUCAAGAAGGAAUCUCCACAAAUUGCAGAAUUCAGAAACGUUCCUCUUUCAGGCGGAGUUAAUUUGAAGAGAGGAACUGAAUUUAUCUGAUAAGCCAUUAACAAAAAUACAUUACAUUGGAAAGGCUCAAUAAGAAAAGGAGGGUUCUGUGUGUAAGAGACACACGGUUAAAAACACCCCGGGGUUUUGUUUCCACUCAAAGAAUUUACUGCGUUCCAAUUAUAUGGCGGCUUGAAUAUUUAGUUCACCGCCAGGACUAGCUCCUUGCUAACUUCGGGGCAGGCUGGAGUUUCCAGUUCCUUGCAGUAGCUUUUAGCACCGUGCUCACCAUUAAAUAACCCUUUCCACUUGACCAACGCUGAGCCCAGGGCAUGGGAUGGGAGAUGGCUUAUGUACAGAGCGGCGAUCGCUAGCUAUAACUGUCUUAAUUAUUAUUUUUAAUGUGUGUCUGUCACAAACACGCUCCCUGGAAAGACAGACAAACAGACUUCCCUCAUGCUAAACCUGACUUCAGUGGUUUCUGCCUGAGCAAGGGCUGGAGGAUGAGGCAAAGGUAUCUGCAAAUAAAGUACCUCACCUGAGCAUGGCUUCUA